GACUCCCAAACACCACAAAUGCCUUGAGACUGAAGAAGGGGAAAACAGUGGAAAGCUGCAGCACCAAUGCCCCCCAGGGGUUUGUACCAGGGCCUUAACCAACGGGGUUUUCAUUUGGGUAAAAAAACUACAACAAAGCGGGUUGUGCAGAGUGUGACACUGCCUUGGUGAAGUGUCAGUGGCUUCUCAUUGGCCCAAAGGGUUUGCUUAUUGCUGACCUGCUGCUUCCUUUCAGCGCAUUCAGUCUCUCUCCCUUCUCAGUAGCUUCCUGAGAGGGGCUCUCCAAGCAGGGGAAAUGAAGUCAAUGCUGUCGGCUGUCUUGGUGCUGACCUUGUUUGAUCUAAGAGCAGCAGAUGACAGAAAGCAUUCUCCCUGCAGCAACCCCCUCGGGGACUCGGGCCCAGUCUCGGAGACGGCCUUCUCUGCUACGGCCCCCCGCUUCAGCGCUGAGGAAGCCUAUUCUGCCCAUAUGCCUGAGCACCUUCACUGUGAUGCCUGCAGAGCGAUAGCCUUCCAGAUGCAGAAAUACCUGACAAAAGCAGAAUCCAAACGGUCGUCUGUUAAAGCGCCGGCCGUUCGCCUCAGCGAGUCCGAAUAUGUGGACACACUGGAGAACAGCUGCUCACAGAGCUGGGAAAACUAUGGAGUGAAAGAAGUGGGGGGAGUCAAACGCUUCGCAGGGCCUGGCCUGAAGAGCCAGGAGACCAUAAGUGUCAUGAUGACGGGUGGACCAUGGCCAGCAAGGUUAUAUAAGCUGUGCCACAGCUACCUGGGUGAAUUUGGGGAAGAGCAGAUCUACGAGGAGUACCGACGCAGGCCAGCUGCCUUGGCAGAGUUCCUGUGCUCUGAAGAGCAGAGAACCUGUACAAGACUUAGCAACAAAAAGGGCAAAAGCCUAAACAAAGCGAAGGCUCUGCAGAGUGAGCUGUAGUCCUGCUCCCGCUCAGCCAAGAUUGGCAAGUAGGGCUAAGCUGACGAGUGUGUUCCAUCAGCCUGGCCUCUGCCAAGGCAGAUUGGCCAUCAAAGGAGACCAAUGUGAUGUUUCUGGGCUUCCCCC
This is a messenger RNA of Dermochelys coriacea (leatherback sea turtle), 1057 nucleotides long. It is a transcript of the gene MZB1, whose product is annotated as marginal zone B and B1 cell specific protein. Lineage: Eukaryota; Metazoa; Chordata; Testudines; Dermochelyidae. The coding region runs from base 296 to 931 and encodes 211 amino acids. Gene Ontology annotation, cellular component: endoplasmic reticulum chaperone complex; extracellular region. Gene Ontology annotation, biological process: regulation of B cell proliferation. The record is from RefSeq and is a predicted model, not a curated record. The transcript is spliced from 4 exons.